UUAUGCAUUCCAGUUCAUUAUUUCCCCACUCUUUUUCUUCAAUUUAAAUAGGGACAUGUGCAUCCCAGUGCGUUUUUUGGUGUGUUCCAGUGCGUUCUGGUGCGUUCCAGUACAGUUCUGUGCAGAAAAAAUGCAGCAUGUUCUGCUUUUUUUUCUGCAACUGGAACACACUGGAACUGCAAGCACUGAUGUGAACUAUGACCUUGACAACCAUAUAACCUACUUUCUGUGCAGUUUGGAUGCAGAAAAAAAAGCAACUGAAACACAUGUAGUGUGAACCGGCCCUUAAAGUGUAUCUGUG
Staurois parvus is the source of this 301-nucleotide messenger RNA. The record is from the annotation of a GenBank genome assembly. NCBI's taxonomy places the organism in Eukaryota, Metazoa, Chordata, Amphibia, Anura, Ranidae.